Myxocyprinus asiaticus (Chinese sucker) is the source of this 7367-nucleotide messenger RNA. RefSeq names its product bromodomain-containing protein 7-like. Lineage: Eukaryota; Metazoa; Chordata; Actinopteri; Cypriniformes; Catostomidae. Gene Ontology annotation, cellular component: nucleus. The coding region runs from base 83 to 1978 and encodes 631 amino acids. The transcript has 17 exons. The record is from RefSeq and is a predicted model, not a curated record. Gene Ontology annotation, biological process: regulation of transcription by RNA polymerase II.
GAAAAGGCGCUCUUACCGACACAAAACAAAAGCAGCCUGGUCCAGCAUUGACCUUACUGAAUCUUCAGCUUCACUUUAAAAUAUGGGCAAAAAGCACAAGAAACACAAAUCAGAGAAACACACACACGACGAGUUCACAGGGCGACCACUGAAACUGGUGUUAAAAGUGGCUGGGAAUGAGGUCACCACUGGCAGCCCUAGCCUUGAGAGCAUUCAUGAUGACCAGGUAGAUUAUGACAAACACAAAGACAAGAAAAAGAAGAAAAAAAAGAAGGAUGGGAAGGAUAGAGCCAGUCCCCCAGUCUCACCAGUUGAGGAGAAGAAAAAGAAAAAGAUGACCAAAAAAAAAAAGGGCUCAGACCCUGUGGAGCCGGACUGGGAUGAGCAGAGCAGAACUCCUGCUCGCUCUGAUGUUUCCCAGGAAAAGCCCCUCACCCCCUCACUUGCCAGAAUGGAAGAAAAAGAGCAGACUCCUCUACAGGAAGCCCUAAGUCAGCUGAUCCGACAGCUCCAGAGGAAGGACCCCAAUGCCGCCUUCUGCUUUCCAGUGACGGACCUGAUUGCCCCGGGAUACUCUCAUAUUAUAAAGAGACCAAUGGACUUCAGCACUAUGAAGGAGAAAGUGAAAAAAGAGCAAUACCAGUCACUUGAGGAGCUCAAGAUGGAUUUCAGAAUAAUGUGCCAGAAUGCAAUGAUCUAUAACAAACCUGAAACCAUUUACUGCAAAGCAGCCAGGAAACUCCUUCACUCUGGCAUGAAGAUUUUGAGCACAGAGAGACUAGACAGUUUAAAGCAGAGCAUAGAGUUUAUGACUUACAUCCAGACGUCCAACAGUCAGUCAGGAGAGGAGGAGGGUGGGGCGUCUGACCCUGCCAAAUACAACUCAUCUGUCAUGGACACAAGUGACAACUCACAAUCACCCCGUGUAGCCAACAAAGACACUCCAAGAAGGGACAGUAAGGACGAGGCUCAGAAGAGUGUUAACCAAGCAGAGAAAGACCUGGAAGAGAUCAAGAAGAUUGUUGAGGAGUCUGGAGGGAAACUCUCAAACAGAAGCUUUCAGUGUGAGCUGGAGUUUGAUAGAAGGAAACCUGAUGGUUCAACCACUCUGGGCAUCCUCAACUCUGCUGACCUAAGCGUGGGAGAUCCAGGGUAUUGCCCAGUCAGAUUGGGCAUGAUGGGAGGUAGACUUCAGACUGGAAUCAACACCCUUCAAGGCUUCAAAGAAGACAAGAGAAACGUGGUCACCCCAGUUACCUAUAUGAAUUAUGGCCCAUUUAGCUCAUAUGCACCGACAUAUGACUCCAGUUUUGCCAAUAUCAGCAAAGAGGAUUCUGAUCUUAUUUACUCUUCCUAUGGAGAGGACAACAGUCAACCAGGCUCAGAAAGCAUUGCAGAUUACCUAGCUAAACCAGAGGAGCACAUGAGCAGGUUGGCAGAUAAUAUCUUGGAUGCUUUGACCAGUGGGGAGCACUCCAAACAAUUGAAGGAAACUGAUAAUCUGCAAGCGGAGGAGCCUGCAGAGAAAGUAGACACAACUGAUGAUGCUGAGGUUGCGGGGUCAGAGCCCAGCAGCGGGAAUAGCAUGACGGCUCUUAGUUCUGUGUUUGGUUUCGGUCUCGACCCGCUUCCAGAGAACUUCAAUUCAGAAGAAGCAGAGCAUUUCCAACAGAAGCUGGAUGAGACGACCGUGCUGCUGAGGGAGCUGCAGAAGGCUCAGAAAGAGAGACUAAGUGCUAAACAGCCACCAAACAUCAUAUGCUUACUGGCUCCUACUGCUGAAGAACUACAGCUUGCGGAGAAAGUUUCGGCUAACCUGGCCCAGUUGACCAGUCAGGUGACUCCAGGCGACGUAUGCAGUGUGUAUGGUAUCAGGAAGGCAAUGGGUAUCUCACUACCUAAUGACACUGCAGAGGACAUGUUUAUCCACCUUACCACAGUGGGAGAUAUACCUGAACCCAUGGAGGGAGUGUGUUGAGAUCCCCCAUCAUUGCAGACUAUCUGUUCUGCUUAUUCCAAAUCGCCCUACAAUUGUGCCAUUUCUGUUUAACAUUUGUUUGCUUUUCUUUUAAUAAACAUCCUUUUUUUUAAAUAAUGUGUAUUUCCAUUUUAUUUUUACACAAGUAACAAAAAUUGAACAUAGUCCAAUCAAAACAGCAAUAUGUAGCUCCUAUGUCUAGAGUUUCUAUCAUUACAACUGUGCCAUUUUUGUUUUUAAACUGCAGGUGUUCUAUAUACUGAGUAAUAUCUGGUGACCCACUGCUGAGUUUUAAAGAUAAUUUGGUAGGAACUGAGAUAAUUAUUGCACAGCAUGUUUCUGCUGGGUCCUCCCUAAAUCAAUUUGUGAGGCAAAUAUAUGCUACAAAAGAAAGGAUGCAUCACUGUGAGAAGCUUGAACCUUGUUGUGCUGGCAAAUGAGGCACUCAGAAAACCUUCACAGGCAUAAAAUCUUGAAGAAUUUUAUGAGCUAUAAAAUUAUAAUGUACACUCACUGAGCACUUAACUAGGAACACCUGUACAUCCACAUAUUCAUGUGAUUAUCUAAUCAGUCAGUCAUGUGGCAACAGCGUAAUGCAUAAAACCAUGCAGAUACAGGUCAGGAGCUUCAGUUAAUGUUCAUAUCAACCAUUAGAAUGGGGAAAAAUAUGAUCUCAGUGAUUUCGACCAUGGCAUGAUUGUUGGUGCCAGACGGGCUGGUUUGAGUAUUUCUGUAACUGCUGAUCUCCUGGGAUUUUCACGCACAACAGUCUCUAUAGUUUACUUAGAAUGGUGCCAAAAACGUCCAGUAAGCGGCAGUUCUGCAGACAGAAUUGCCUUGUUGAUGAGAGAAGUUAAUGGAGAAUGGCCAGACUGGUUUGAACUGACAGAAAGGCUACAGUAACUCAGAUAACCACUCUGUACAAUUGUAGUGAGCAGAAUAGCAUCUCAGAAUCCACAACACAUCGAACCUUGAGGCGGAUGGGCUACAACAGCAGAAGACCAUGUUGUGCACAUUAUUAGGACAAUUGUGUUCCUAAUGAUGUGCUCAGUGAGUGUAUGAUAACCUUCAGGAGAAUUAACAUUUCAGAAGUGUCAGUAAAAAGCAUUUGUAAAUGUCCAAAUAAAAUAAAUUGUGAAAUGCUUUAGAUUUAAUAUGUGAGCAAGGCUCACAGUGGUGGUUGUGUGUUCUCAGCUAGAUUCUCAAAUCCUCUUGUGCUUUGGGAGAAUUAUGGGUAAACCUUAAAGGAAAUGAAACCAAGACCACUCAAUGUUAUUACAUACAUCGGCACAGACUAUUUUAUAUUAAGCCAAACAUAAGGCUUAUUAUGUUGUUUACAGAGAAAUCAUUGGUAAUUGUUAUCACCCUUCAUGAAACGCAAUGUAAGAUUUAUAUGAAAUCACUGACAAAUAUUUGCAAAUACAGCUUUAAAUUAAAAAGUAAUGCUUCAAGUCUCAGAUCAUCAGUAGACAACUCUUGUCCAGCACUGGGAAAUGUUUGUUCUUGUAUUUUUUGAAUGCUCUCAUGACUUAAAAUAAUAUUUUCUCAAUUUAAAUGGCCAAAGAACAAGCUUAGCUGGCAAGUGCCACACGAACAGUCUCACUCUGCAAAAUGCAUUUGAACCACACUCACCAAGGUAUGAAAAGACUUGUGACCAGAGUGUCUAUGUCUUGCCUGAUUCUUGGGUUUAUGUUAUAGGUAAGAAUUUCUCACAACAACCUUGGCCAUAGGAAGCAUGCUGAGCCUAUAAAAAGUAUUUGUAUGUUUUUAUAUUUUAUUGUUUUUAAAUAUUGAAUCAUAGUAAACUUAAUUAUGCUUUUUUGACACUGAUUAACAGAAAAAGACUUUCAUAUGAAAAAGUCAAAACACAUUUAUAACAAAUAUUAAACACAAAAUAAUUGAUUGCAUAAGUAUUCACCCCCUUUAAUGCAACUCACAUACAGUUGAAGUCAGAAGUUUACAUACACUUAGAUUGAAAUCAUUAAAACUCAUUUUUUAACCACUCCACAGAUUUAAUAUUUGCAAACUAUAGUUUUGGCAAGUCAUUUAGGACAUCUACUUUGUGCAUGACACAAGUCAUUUUUGCAACAAUUGUUCACAGACAGAUUAACUGGGCCUUUGAGCAGCUAUGUCAAGCCUUUAGACAAUUAGCUUCUGAUAGGAGGUGUACUGAAUUGGAGGUGUACCUGUGAGUGUAUUUUAAGGUCUACGUUCAAACUCAGUGCCUCUUUGCUUGACAUCAUAUGAAAAUCAAAAUAAAUCAGCCAAGACCUUAGAAAAAACAUUGUGGACCUCCACAAGUCUGGUUCAUUCUUCGGAGCAGUUUUCAAAUGCCUGAAGGUACCACAUUCAUCUGUAAAAAACAAUAGUACGCAAGUAUAAACACCAUGGGACCACGCAGCCAUCAUACUGCUCAGGAAGGAGACGCAUUCUGUCUCCUAGAGAUGAACGUCGUUUGCUGCAAAAAGUGCAAAUCAAUCCCAGAACAACAGCAAAGGACUUUGUGAAGAUGCUGGAGGAAACAGGUAGACAAGUAUCUGUGUCCACAGUAAAACAAGUCCUAUAUCACAUAACCUGAAAGGCUGCUCAGCAAGGAAGAAGCCACUGCUCCAAAACCGCCAUAAAAAAGCCAGACUACAGUUCGCAAGUGCACAUGGGGACAAAGAUCUUACUUUUUGGAGAAAUGUCCUCUGGUCUAAUGAAACAAAAAUGUAACUGUUUGACAAUAAUGUCCAUCGUUAUGUUUGGAAGAGAAAGGGUGAGGCUUGCAAGCCGAAGAACACCAUCCCAACCGUGAAGCAUGGGGGAAGCAGCAUCAUGUUGUGGGGGUGCUUUGCUGCAGGAGGGACCGGUGCACUUCACAAAAUAGAUGGCAUCAUGAGGAAGGAAAAUUAUGUGGAUAUAUUGAAGCAAAAUCUCAAGACAUCAGCCAGGAAGUCAAAGCUCGGUCGCAAAUGGGUCUGCCAAAUGGACAAUGACCCCAAGCAUACCUCCAAAGUUGUGGCAAAAUAGCUUAAGGACAACAAAGACAAGGUAUUGGAAUGGCCAUCACAAAGCCCUGACCACAGUGCAACAGAAAAUUUGUGGGCAGAACUGAAAAAGUGUGUGCAAGCAAGGAGGCCUACAAACCUGACUGUUACACCAGUUCUGUCUGAAGGAAUGGGCCAAAAUUCCAGCAACUUAUUGUGAGAAGCAUGUGGAAGGCUACCCAAAACGUUUGACCCAAGCUGUAAAUGAUCACUGUACAACCACCUGGUUUUGAAAUUCACUCAGUUAAUUAAAUGGAGAUCACUUAUGCGCAGUCAAGGUGUUUUAAGUGAUUUUAGUAUGAAUACACCUGGCUCUGGAAUGUCCACUUACUGGUGAGUCAGCAUCUUGGGAAAAACAACACCAUGAAGACAAAAGAACACUCCAAGCAUAUCCGUGAAAAGGUUAUUGAUAAACAUAUAUCAGGGGAUGGAUACAAGAACAUUUCCAAGUCCCUGAAUAUCCCUUGGAGUACUAUAAAGUCAAUAAUUAAGAAAUGGAAAAAGUAUGGCACAGCAGUAAAUCUGCCCAGAGAAGGCCGUCCUCAAAAACUGAGUGACUGCAAGAAGGGGACUAGUAAGGGAGGCCAACAAAAGACUUAUGACUCCUCUGAAGGACUUACAAGCUUCAGUGGCUGAGAUGGGAGAGACUGUGCAUACAACAACUGUUGCCCAGGUUCUUCAUCAGUCACAGCUUUAUGGGAGAUUGAAAAAAAAAAAAAAAACCCAUAUGAAAUCUCGGCUAGAGUUUCCAGAAGGGAUGUGGAAGACUCUGAAGUCAGUUGGAAGAAGAUUCUAUGGUCUAAUGAGACCAAAAUGAAGCUUUUUGCCCAUCAAACCAGAUGCUAUGUUUGGCGUGAACCAAACACAGCACAUAAUAAAAAAUACACCAUCCCCACUGUGAAGCAUGGUGUUGGUAGGUAGCAUCAUGCUGUGGGGAUGUUUCUCUGCAUCAGGCUCUGGAAGGCUUGUAACGGUAAAGGGUAAAAUGAAUGCUGCAAAAUACAGGGAAAUUCUGGAGGAAAACCUGAAGCAGUCUGCAAGAGAACUGAGAAUUGGGAGAAGAUUUGUUUUCCAGCAAGACAAUGAUCCCAUGCAUACAGCCAAAGCUGCACAAGAAUGGUUUAAAAAACAAAAAAACAAAACUGUUAAUGUAUUGGAGUGGCCGAGUCAGAGUCCAGACCUCAACCCAAUUGAAAAUCUAUGGAUGGACUUAAAAAAGGCUGUGCACUCAUGAUACCCACACAACCUGUUAGAGCUUGAGCAAUUUUGCAAAGAAGAAUGGGGAAAAAUUGCAGUGUCCACAUGUGCCAAGUUGAUAAAGAUCUAUCCACACAAUUGCUGCCAAAGGUGCAUCUACUAAAUACUAACUUGAAGGGCGUGAAUAGUUAUGCAACCAAGUAUUUUGUGUUUAAUAUUUGUUAUAAAUUUAGACUAAUUGGUAGAAAUGUGUUUUGAUUUUGAUAUGAAAGUCUUUUUUUCUGUUGAUCAGUGUCAAAAAAGCCUAAUUAAUUUCACUAUGAUUUAAUAUUUAAAAACCAUAAAAAUAUAAAAACAUCCAAGGGGGGGUGAAGGGGUCUUUAUUCUGUUACAUUGCAUACAAAAUAGAGGUGAUGGCAGGCAUGUUCCUGACAAACAUUGCAGACAGGUACAGAAAGGCACCACAGAAUCUCCAUGACAUAAAUUCAGUCAGACUGUAAUGUUCACCAAGAGGGCUCAAAACAAAGAGGCACAGGAUAAUCAUAAAAAUCUCAUUUGAACAUUUAUGCCUAUGGCUUCAUCAAACACAAAUACUUCCCACUUCCACUAAGCAGUCUCAAUGAACAGAAGGAGACAGUUGAGCAAAUCAAUUAGCAACACUGUGACAUAAAACGCAUGGCACGAUGCAGCCGAAGUGCAGCAAACAGCAAAUGUACAACUUUAGAAGGAAGUGCCCAAAAAGCCUUUUGGUCAAUAUUCAAGAUUAAAGAUUAAGGAGAUGAUUUAUUUCAGUUAAAUGGAAAAGCAAUGCAAGUACACAUUUUGCCAUAAUUGAAUAUGCUUCAGUGAUGUAAAUUUUUUCUAGUUUAUGUAGAUAAACAUUCCUUAAUAGUUUCAUCUGUAACAUAUUUGAAGCUAGGGAAGGCCUCCAACAUCCACAUUCACUAAACUCAAAGGCCACAGCAAUUCAAUGUGAGAGAGACCAGCAUGGGAAUAUUUGGCUUAAAACACACCAUGAUUUAAAAGGAUUCAAGAAAUCUGCUCAUCUGUGAUGGUGGGUUUAUGUGGGUCAUGUGUUGGUCCCUCCACCUGUGAGUCUCAUAUGAGUGUGUGUGUGUGUGUGUGUGUGUGUGUGUGUGUGUGUGUGUGACAGACCAGCUCAG